Patiria miniata (bat star) is the source of this 7460-nucleotide messenger RNA. RefSeq names its product proprotein convertase subtilisin/kexin type 5-like (gene pcsk5). The coding region runs from base 190 to 5796 and encodes 1868 amino acids. The record is from RefSeq and is a predicted model, not a curated record. Gene Ontology annotation, cellular component: Golgi membrane; trans-Golgi network. Lineage: Eukaryota; Metazoa; Echinodermata; Asteroidea; Valvatida; Asterinidae. Gene Ontology annotation, biological process: peptide hormone processing. The transcript is spliced from 31 exons. Gene Ontology annotation, molecular function: serine-type endopeptidase activity.
GUCAUUAUCGUAGGAUCUUUGGUUUUUUGGUUUUAUUGUGUAAAAAAAUGCUGUGCGUAGGUAAAGAAGUAAACUAGCAGUAGCACUGCAUUCACGUCAGUGUGUCCUACAAUAAUUGGCUACGGUGAAUGUCAGUGAUAAUCUGGGAUUUUGUAAGACUGGUGUGAGAUUCCGGCCGGAAGUGGGACCAUGAUGAAUACACAUCUAAUAACUUCCGUAUUGCUUCUGCUGCAUUUCGGAGGGACAGGCGUACAUUCCACCUUCACCAACGAGUUUAUAUCUAACAUUGAAGGAGGGCCGGAAGUUGCUGAUAACCUGGCAGCAAGUUAUGGAUACAUAAACUUUGGAGAGAUAGAGAACUUUCCAGAUCACUAUGUUUUUCAUCAUCUAGCGACAGAAAAGAGAUCCAUCAGACCAAGUAGAGGAGACCACACAGCAAUCAAACAUGAAGCCGCUGUAAAUUGGAUUGAGCAGCAGAAGAUACGGAAGCGAGUAAAACGUGGUGUUGAACGGAUCAAUGAUCCUAAGUACCCUCAACAGUGGUACAUGAACCGCAAAGAUGCACCCAACAUGAAUGUGGAGCCUGCAUGGGAGAUGGGCUACACUGGCAAAGGCAUUGUGGUCUCCAUACUGGAUGAUGGCAUUGAUUACACUCACCCAGAUCUGGCUAAAAACUAUGACCCCCUUGCCAGCUGUGACAUCAAUUCCCAUGACGAUGACCCGAUGCCAAGUGCUAACUAUGACCAAACUAACAGGCAUGGAACACGUUGCGCAGGUGAAGUAGCAAUGGAAGCUGGUAACAACAUAUGUGGUGUGGGAGUGGCAUAUAAUGCAAGCAUUGGAGGUAUCAGAAUGCUUGAUGAUCAGGUAACAGACAGAGUUGAAGGAAGCUCGUUGGCAGCACGGCGAAACCAUAUUGAUAUUUACAGUGCAAGUUGGGGACCAGAGGACAAUGGAAUGACUGUUGAUGGACCAGGCCGUCUAGCUAAAAAGGCCUUUCAUGAUGGAAUAAAGAAGGGUCGAGGUGGUAAAGGCAACAUUUUUGUCUGGGCAUCAGGUAAUGGUGGUCGCGCCAAGGAUAACUGUGGGUGUGAUGGCUACACUAAUAGCAUCUAUACAAUAUCAGUCAGCAGUACAUCUGAAAGAGGUGAAGCCCCAUGGUAUCUGGAAGAAUGUGCAUCAACAUUAGCCACAACGUACAGCAGCGGAAGCCCAAAAGAGAAGAAAGUGAUUACAACCGAUUUAGGGGGCCGCUGCACUGAUGAUCACACUGGAACAUCAGCCUCUGCUCCACUGGCAGCAGGACUGUGUGCCCUAGCCCUCCAAUCUAAUUCUAACAUGACAUGGCGUGAUAUGCAGUAUGUGAUUGUGAUGACAUCUCACAACAACAGUCUGAAUGACGGUGGUUGGCUUGUCAAUGGUGCUGGAUAUUCAUUUAGUCAUCGGUACGGCUUUGGUUUGAUGGACGCUGGGGCAAUGGUUCAGCUUGCAAGGAAUUGGAUCAACCUGCCAGAGCAGCUGAGCUGUGAAAUCAGCUUAAUAUCAAGUUCCAGGGAAAUCAAGGGCCGUGGAAUGCUGGCAACUUUUACACUGAACACGACAGCUUGUGAGAAUGGCCCCAUUUACUUGGAGCAUGUCCAGUCUACUGUGGAUGUCACAUUUGGUAGUCGGGGUGCCCUGGUUCUCACUUUGGUCUCACCAUCAGGAACUCACUCGAAGCUCUUGGGCAUUCGACCUAAGGACAGGAGGAAGGGCAGCUUUAGUUCCUGGCCCUUCAUGAGCACCCACUUCUGGGGGGAGAGAGCCAAAGGGGUAUGGACACUGCAGGUGGAGAACGGCUUGCCGAAGAGCAACUCAGGGCAGUUCCGGGGAUGGGUCUUGACACUGUGUGGCACAGAUUCCCUACCAACAACUGCUACACCUCCCAAAAAGCCGGCGAUCAGGCAAGGUAGUAAAAGCCCUAUCAAGGAAAUGAUCGAUGAUGUUGAUCACUCGAGGGUUGCCAUUCCAAGGAGCUCAGAUUAUUCUCCCUGUCACCCUGAAUGCUUCAAUAGCUGCAGUGGCCCUCUUGCAAGUGAUUGCUGGAAAUGUUUACAUUACAGGGACAGAAAAACAGAUGAAUGUAUAACUCACUGCCCAGAUGGUUAUUAUGAUCCACCUGAAGUGCAUACCCGAUGCAAGGCUUGUGCACCCACUUGUCUGACAUGUGCUGGGCCCAGUUAUUCUGAUUGCCUGUCAUGUCGUAAUCCAUUCUUUCUCAUGGAGAGCUGGUCAGAAUGUGUUCAAGUUUGUGAUCAGAAGUUCUACGAAGAUAUCGAGACCAACACCUGCAUCCAGUGUGCUCCUUUGUGCAGCAAGUGCGAGGGGAGCCCUAAUUACUGUUCAGCAUGUGAACCUCAUGCUUUGCUUUCUAGUGACAACACUUGCCUGUCUACCUGCUCUACCAAUGAGUACCUAGAAGGCAGCGCUUGCCAUCCCUGUGACAGUACCUGCCACACCUGCAGUGGAAGUCAGGACAAUGACUGCUUGUCAUGUGUGCCUGGUAGUGUGUUAAAGGAGCGGACUUGUGUAGAAGAAUGGAGAUGCACAGAUGGAUAUUAUGUGGAAAGAGGUUCCCUUGGCAAUGGCAAAGAAUGCCUCAGGUGUCAUGUUUCCUGUAAAAACUGUAAGGGACAGUCCUCGUCUGAAUGCACAGAGUGCAAUACUGGGGAUAUCUUACAGGAUGGAGCCUGCAUCAAGAAUUGCUUAGCUGGAUACUUCAAGGACAGUAAUGAUGACUGCCUUACCUGCUCUUAUGGCUGUGAUCAUUGUACCGAAGAAGAUAAUUGUGUUCAGUGUCAGUCAGAAUUUGUACUGGUUGAUGGAACCUGUAAGCAAGGCUGCAUUGAUGGAAGCUAUGAACAUGAAGGCUCCUGUCUGAGCUGUCAUUCCCUAUGUGAGACAUGCAUUGGUGGUGGGCCAAAGGACUGUACCAGCUGCAAACUAAUGGAGGCUGACCUGCGCUACCUUCUGGAGGGUGCUUGUGUUCCUUUCUGUCCUGAGGGUCAAUAUGAAGACCAACAAACCCUCAAAUGCGAGGAGUGUGAUGAGACAUGUAGAACCUGCAGUGGAUCAGAAGUUAACAACUGUCAGAGCUGCUAUGAUGGGUUUCUUCUCAAUGGAGAUGUUUGUCAGGAGCAAGAAGGGAAAUACUGUGACCCAAAGUGUAAAGAGUGCAUGUAUGGCUCUGAGGAUAGGUGUAGUUCUUGUAAUGACGGCAAAUACCUACAGGAGUUUGAAUGUGUGGACAACUGUGCAGCUGGCUACUUUGCAGAUGAAAUUGGUACGAGAGAUGAGUGCGUACGUUGCAAUCCAUCAUGUAAGACGUGCAGUGGGGCAUCUUCCCAGGAUUGUACAUCCUGUAAUGAGAAUCGGUUCCUUUAUGACUCCUCUACCUGUGACAGCCAUUGCCCCUACACCACGUACGUAGAUAGAAGUGAUGGGACUUGUAAGGACUGUCACUCCACUUGUCAGUCUUGCAGCGGCCCUGGAAGCGAUGCGUGUGAGACCUGUGAAGGAAAUUUGUUUUGGUCUGACAAUGAGUGUGUGAGUGCUUGUCCAAAUAGCACAUAUGGUGAUGAAGGUGAGCAGCAGUGUAUGAAAUGCUACCCAACUUGCAAAACUUGUGAUGGGCCACUCUCUGAAAACUGCUUGACUUGUAUUGCUGGCCUGAAACUGACUGGUUCAAUUUGCAAGCAAGGGGAUUGCCCUCACAGGACCUAUAAAGAUGGUGAUGUCUGCAAUGACUGUCAUGACACCUGUCAGACAUGUAAGGGACCGGAGGCAGAUGACUGCCAGAUGUGUGACUAUGACCGUUUCCUAAAUGAGGAGAACCAAUGCAUAGAGGUGUGUAAUCCUGGUUACUACCCCGACUAUGAGAACAAUAUCUGCCGGCCAUGCCACAGUAGCUGCAAGACAUGUGUGAUGGAAGGGCCACAGGACUGCAUGGAUUGUGAGAAUGGCAUGUACAUCUUAUCCAAUGAAGAUGGUGUUUUUUGCGUCAACCAUUGCCCGGAGGGCUUCUACGUGCUUGAGGAAGGUCCUGAUGAUGACAGAAGCUUGACCUGUCAAAUGUGCUCCCCUCAGUGCUUGGAUUGUAGCAGUUCCUACUCUCAUUGUAUAAGCUGCAGGGAUAAUACCUUCCUUUUCAGGGAUCAGUGCAUUCCCAGCUGCCCAGGGGGAUUUAUGGAAGAUGUAGAGUCCAAUCGGUGCCUAGUCGAGGACAGAAUCUGUCCCCUGCAUUGCACAAGUUGCAACGAAUGGGGUGAAUGUCUAGCAUGCAAAGGUGGAUAUCAAAUUUAUUAUGGUGAAUGUAUGCAACCAGCAUCACAGUGCGCUGAGUACAAAUACCGGGCUGUGGACUCCAGUGGCAACACACUAUGUCGGGAUUGCAUUGCUCAUUGCAAACGGUGCUUGGGACCACGUCCCGAUGAGUGUUUAGCAUGUGAUACAGACUACCAGCUUAACAAUGGACAUUGCAGGCAAAACUGCAAUGCUAAGCAGUUUGACCAAGAUGGUGUUUGUGUUGCAUGCCACCCUUCCUGUGAAACCUGUGAAGGUCCAUCUCCAUAUGAGUGCACAGCCUGCCCAGAAGGCAUGGUCCAUACCACCAGCAACUCCAAUCUGGGAGAGUGUAGCAUUGGAUGUCCUGAGGGAACAUUCCGUGAUCAGAACCAAUGCCUUGCUUGUCAUGAUACCUGCCAGAACUGUGAUGGCAACAGCCAAGACAAUUGCCUCAGCUGCAAACCCCAUUUCUUCCUGACAGGGAAUCAGCGAUGUGUACAGACAUGCCCUGAUGGUACCUACCAUUACCUUACUGAUGAUGACAGUGGUUCUCCUAGUGAGUUUGAAUGUCGCCCCUGUCACUCUAGUUGUAACACCUGUUAUGGCCCACUGGAAAGGGAAUGCACCACAUGUCAUGACAGUAUGUACCGUCUGGACCACGAGUGUGUGGCACACUGUGGAACAGGGAACUACCCUGGAAAGCAGUCAGUUUGCCAGCCCUGCCAUUUUGAUUGCAUAUCAUGCUGGGGUAAUGGGGACAACCAGUGCAUCACCUGUGCCAAUGGUAAAAAACUGUUGGAUGGUCUUUGUGUGGAUGAAUGCCCUUUGGACCAUUACCUUUCCCUGGACUUUGGUGCUGUGUGCAAGCCAUGCCACGUCAGAUGCAAGACCUGUUAUGACAUGGGCCCCUUCAAUUGUCUGUCUUGUCAUGAGGGUUAUGAACUUGAAGACAAUGUGUGUUACAGCAGAUGUGACCUUGGCACCUACUAUAUCAAUCAUACGCAGCAUUGCAUGCCUUGUGACCCAAAAUGCCAGGAAUGUUAUGGAGCAACUGACAAGCACUGUAUUGCUUGUCACAGUGGCCAGUCACUAUCCAAAGUAGAUGAUGAACACUACACAUGCUUGAGUUGCUGUAAAGAAGGCUUAGAUGAAGCAAAUUGCUGUCAGUGUAACAAGGAUGAGCAGUGCAUGGAAUUACAAGGCAAUGACAAUAGUGAGCAGCCUGUGGUCGGGCCCAAGCUUAACCAUGGUGCGAUUGUCUUUGUUUGCUUCCUGGUCUUGGCUGUCUUCGGCCUGUUUUUUGGCCUCCUGCAAGCACGUUCACGUAAGAAGCUCUGCUGGAAGAACACGUAUGAGCAGUUACCAGCAUUCUACAGCAACAAAGGAGAGCAGCCCAAGAUCACACUCAGACAAAAUGCCUUGCCUAGUAGUGAUGAAGAUGACUACUUUGACGACAGCGAAGGUGACAUCUAGACCACAGAUUUGAAUAUCAUGUUCAUCCUAAGGACAUCCCUUCAAAAAUCACCAUUCUUAUGAAAUGUGUCAAUAUAUCAAAGAUCUUGGCCAGCCUUGUUUUGAUCUUUUGUGGGUUAAUUCUGUGCCAACUGUCCAAGAACUGUCAGGUGAAAGACUCAGAUUUGGAAGAACUGUUUAAAAAAAUACUCCCGUGAAUCACAUUCAACCAUGUGAAAAUUUGCUAUCAUUCCAAGUCGUUUGUAAGGUCCUUACCUUACAAUCUAAGUUUUUCUUUUUAGUCUUGAAAGCCUACCUUAAAAUUGUCACACGGGACUCAACUAGAAAUGAUAUGAGCAGUAAAUGCAAUACAUUUUCUAUAAAUCUGCUAUCGAAAGUCCCUUGAUAUAAAGAUCUUCCCCCCAAAAUUACACCGACAACAGUUAUUAUUUUCUUUAAUUUUUGGAACACCCUGGAGGCUCCAUGGAGACUCAAAAAGGUUUAGUUGUACAUAUGCACUAGGUGCAUAUCUUUAAUUUUUUAAUAGAUUUGACCAACGACUCGGGGGAUUUUUUUUGGGGGGGGGGGUGGCCGGUCAGGGUCUGAUAAUAGGUCCAUUAAGAAAAAUGUAUAAACUACACUUCCUGGAUGAGUAGUUGACCAGGUUGUCCUUUACCCCUGUAGCUAAUACUUUUAUAUGUUAAAAUACUUGAUACAACGCCUGAAUAAAUCCCUGUCUUUCCAAAUAAUGAACAUUCCACAUUCAUGCAAAUGGAAAGAACCUUUCACGAGGUGAUGGAUUGAAUGGAACAUUCCACAAAUUUGGCUUCACCUUGUGGAAUGGAACAUUCCAUCUGUCAUCUCAUGAAAUUAUUCUUACCAUUGGAUGGAUGUGAAAUAAGUCAUUAUUUGUAUAGUAUCUAAAAAAAAAAAAUAAUAAUGUCUCAAAUUCUUCAUUUUAAAAUUGGUUUUGGGAAAAGAGAUAUCUUUAGAUUUUUUUAAUUCCAGAAAUAUUAAUUUGCUUUCAUUCACCCCACUGACCAUUUUCAAGUAAGUGCAGUGCGGUGAUAUUGGGGAAUAAUGAUAAAUAUGCACAUGUAACUGACGCAACAGCAAACUGGGGUGUGACUUUUUUAUCAGUAGGCCAAUUCUCACAAAGGACUUGUGGAAUGUGUUUUUUUUUCAAGUCCCCUCCAAAUCUUAGAUGGACAUCCACCUGCAGGCAGUCUGCAUGGAAUGACCUUCAUGCUCACAGUAAGCCUGGCUCAAAUAGGAACAAGAUUCAUUUGCAAAAGUCUACCUAUGCCUUUGGGUUUGGGUUCAGGGGCUGAUUAAGGGGCCGAUUUCACGAAACUCGUCUUAUCUUUGGACGUCUUGGGACUUAAGACGAGUCCCUGUUCUAAAAUUGAUCAUAGCUAAGACGCAUUCUAACUUUGAUUUUGCUAAGACGCAUCAAAACUACCAAAUGUUAAAGCUCUAUAUCCUUUUUUCUAACAUAAAUAUAUUCAUAACUUAACUGGACAAAGUCUAAUGAAAUAGUUGUCUACCCAACCACUCUGCAUUUGUAACACCAAAUGUGAACCUCUAGUUUAUGUUUGUUUUUACCGCUUGAUGAACCAGUCAUUCAAAAACGUGCAAAACCAAUUUCCUGUGUGCAGACGAAACACAAACUUUAGCAAGAAACA